Molecule: messenger RNA, 1824 nt
Organism: Silurus meridionalis
Lineage: Eukaryota; Metazoa; Chordata; Actinopteri; Siluriformes; Siluridae
Gene: pi15b
Product: peptidase inhibitor 15b
Exons: 5
Coding region: 166-915 (249 amino acids)
Source: RefSeq, a predicted model, not a curated record
UGUUUUGCGCUCACUUCUGGCUCACUUUUUACCUUUUAAUGCACUGCAUUCACUUGUAACUGCAUGCGUUCUGCUCCGACACUGCACUGAUUUAAGUCUCCAUGUGCAGACUGAUGGUCUCUCACGCUGUCCGUGUUUCUGCAGGACAUCAGCCUUGAGGAGAGCAUGAGGAACCUUCUCGUCGAACUCAUCCUCUUAUUCAUGGCCGCUCCAGUGAGCACAGGCACGCUGGGAAACACCACCGAUUCCCCCGCAAGCGUGUCAGGGCCCGGGGUGGAUCACGUGACAGAGUCGACGAUCAAAUCGAGAAGGAAGCGAUAUAUUUCUCAGAGCGAUAUGUUGGCCAUCGUUGAUUAUCACAAUCAAGUGCGAGCUCGAGUGUUUCCUCCAGCAGCCAACAUGGAGCACAUGGUGUGGGAUGAGUCUCUGGCACGUUCAGCCGAGUCCUGGGCUGCCACCUGUAUCUGGGAUCAUGGACCUCCAUAUCUGCUCCGAUACCUUGGACAAAAUCUCUCGGUCCGCACGGGAAAUUACCGGUCCAUACUGCAGUUGGUGAAGCCCUGGUACGAUGAGGUGAAGGACUAUGUGUUUCCGUACCCACGUGAAUGCAACCCCAUGUGCCCCAUGCGCUGUUAUGGACCCAUGUGCACACAUUACACACAGAUGGUUUGGGGGACAACCAACAGAGUGGGUUGUGCAAUUCAGGUGUGUUACAACAUGGUGGUGUGGGGGUCCGUGUGGAGACAAGCAACCUACCUGGUCUGUGAUUAUUCCCCAAAAGGGAACUGGAUAGGGGAGGCGCCCUACAAAGUGGGCGUGCCGUGUUCGGCGUGUCCCCCGAGCUACGGAGGAUCGUGUAGAAACAACAUGUGCUUUCCAUCAGCAAACUCUAACUUCAUGUACUGGUUUAAGUGAGCAGCAGUAGCAGAGUAAAUGUACACACACAUGUGUGUGUGUGUGUGUGUGUGUGUGUGUGUGUGUGUGUGUGUGAUAUAUGAUAUAUAUAUGUGGUAAGUCGUUUCAGCAGCAGGAGAGUUCAUAGAAAUUACACUUCGUAUUAUGGUGCUGAUGUUAGAACAUUCUGUAUGUGUGACCUUUUUAUUAUUACAGAUCAUCAUAUUGAUGCUCUUGAUAGUGAACGUGUGUAUUCCUGUGUGGUCAAGGCAACAUUCCACAUCUAUAAAUUAAUCAGUCUUUCUUCAUUAAUAGAAAUACAGCUAGUCCCCGAGUUACAGUGCUUCCACUUACAAUUUUCCGAUCGUAUGAUGAUGAUGAUAGCGACUUCUGGCUCCGCCCUCCAGUGGGGAACGUGGCUCGUCCACACGCCUGCUGCUACACACAUAACGUUUAUACAUUACAGUACUGUAAAUCACUCUGUUCUGCUAAACGACACCAUACUGAUCACUGUUCUGUAGGACUCCUGGGUAGGACAUAGACGUGUCUCCACUUACAAUAUUUUCAAGUUACUAUCAGAGUGCAGCUCCAUCGUAAGUCAGCGACACGUGUUUAUAUCUUUUCUGAAUUUCAUGUUUUGAUGAGCCACACGUCUGUAACGUCGUCUGUGUGUAGCUACAACACUGGUGAUUUGUGUUACAGUGUACAGUUUAUACGCCACAGCAACUUCAAAACGAUGAAAGUUUUUAGUGAUUAAUGAACGACUUCAUAGCUUUUCUCUGUUGAGGACACUGGAGACUCCUUCCUUCUUCUUAUAAACAACAUGUGACUCUGUGACUCAUCAGAAUGAAGCAGCACUCGGGGUGUGGACACCAGCCCACAUUUCACAAUUUCAUCAAAUACAAAUAUCAAUGAAAUAAAUAAAAUAUA